CGACCAGCAUGUUUUGUGCGCAUUCUCCCCCUUUUUUCCGGCCUCUCACGCCAGUUUGACCGUCGUAAAGGACACCGUGUUUCCCACAGCGUGUUGGUCGCAAGACAGUGACAGUUGACGAUGAGGCAGACUUGCGCGGCAUCUGCAGCACGCCCUCACCCGCCUAAGCCCGAUGACCAGAUAGAGUCAGGACGGCCGGAUGUAGAAUCAGGCGCAGUGGCUGGCAAAGUCGGGCCGAUCGUCUACGCGUGCCACGCACGUCCCGAUUUGCCCACGAUAGAUAGAAACAAGGGGACCUUGGAUCCCAUAGAGACCACACCUGGAAGGGACCAUUGCAGCCUGACUCUCCACCCUGGGAGGACAGAGCUACCCUAUCACGUCUGCUUAGUAUUAAAAAUAAGAAGUUCGCCGGGCGUAAAACACCUAUUAGGUGGACAUUAGGAGUUGAAAUAUUGCCUCCUCCUGCUCGAAACCAUCACCAGAGACAAAAGCAGAUACGGGUGGUUCACGCAUAUGGGGCUGCACUAUUUGUAGGAUACAGUCGCAAUGCCACCGCAUUCCGGUGAAUAUUCACGGCUCUUCCCCCUCAUCAGGGAUCGUCGCGCUUGGUGUUAUGACCGUUUGAUGUCCGACCUUCGCGCCAUUAAUUGCCGCAAUCUCAUCACGUGUGUUGGAUGUUGGUGUGAUGAUUGCUCGACUAUCUGACCUACCGGUCCUGGCGUAGAGAAAAGUGCUCACCUGUGCGCUCCCCGCGUGGUUAAUUACUUCACCUAGGCGAAGUCUCAGCACCGAGUAUGGAAUGGGAAGGUCUUUGCACUUGUUAAUAGACCAGGGGCCAGUGAACCAUUACUCAAGCAGCCCGCGGCCCACGCGGUUGUCACCUCUAGUGCGAAACUCGACCUCAUUGAAUUGGACUGUUUGGCCGGAUCUCGUCGAAUGAGCUGGCGUCAUUUCUCCGCACAGCUGCAGCGUGUUCGGCCAUUCGUGUUCGGGAGAAGUACUGCUAACAGGAACAGGGAAAGCGAAAGCAACCGCUUCUGAACCAUCGGCCAGUUGCCUCCAAAAUCGGAACCGUGCCGGCCGGAGGUUUAAACCUGACUGGCUGUUGAGGUAUAGCCUUGCGUUACUUAUGCCAAAAAGUCUCUGUAUGAUUGAGUUCCAACUGCUAGCCCACGUUUCUGUCUUUUCAGACCUCGUUUAGUGGGUAUCUAGAUCCCGUGGUGUGUUAGAAUUUCCUGACUUUUCCUUCCUACAGGGCCACGAAGGCGCCGUCUCCUGUCUUUCUGCCCUCGCGACUAAACCAGGUCUGGGCAAACUGACCAGACAGCAACAGCAACAGAAGACGGGCAAGCGGGGUGGACCGCCACAGAGGCGUCACAAGCAAGAGGAGGCGGAUGCAGAGGAGGAGGACGCGGAUGCCGAUGAGGAUAUUUGCGGUGGUAUCCUGGUCUCGGUGGGUCGAGACUUCUCCUGUAGGGUCUGGCAAGAGUCCGAGGAACUACUGGUGAUGGAGGAGGAGGCUCUGAUGGCCCGGGAGGCCGCCGAGGAGGAGGCCGAGUUGGUGCGCGCUGAGGCCGUUAUCCCCGGUGCGGUAGCACCGGAGGCCGCUGAGACCGGUCCGCUCGGCCGGCCCACAGUCACCACUCGUAACGCCGUAAGUUGCCCUUGGCUAUCCUCUGGCGCUGGACUGGGAGAUAAUUGCACAAGGCUGUUGCCUCGGCAAUGCACCUUGCCGUUUCCACUGGCGACGGUGUUUGUAGAUGACACUAAGUCAGUAGUGAGGACUUUAUGCGAGAACUCCUGGAGGCACAGUGUGAUGAUAGGCGAGCAGACGAAUAAUUCUAGUUCGACAAUGUGACACCUUCCUGUUGAACAGAGUUGAUCACUCCUGGACUUCAACUUGCUGCAACUUUCACGAAGCAGGUCUAUUUGUUCGUAAGAGAGCUUCUGAGGGAUGUGAAUGUCGCUUUGAUGCUUUUUUGCCAUCUUUUAAGCUCAGGUGUUUAUCUGCUUUUUGUGAUGGAACCGAAGUGAUUACUUGUGAAUGAGCUUCUCUCCGACCGCCUACAGGAACCGCACUCGGGAAAAAAAUGAUUACUUACUUAGUAUGAGUUGUCUCCCUCCCCCUCUUCUUUUCGAUGUCCUUAUAAAUCCAAAUACACUUUACAGAAAACAUGAACAAAGACAUUCAUGCACUUAUUUGGUAGAAAAUCACGCCUUCCUUAAAUUUUACGCUUGAAUGGAGGGUAUCUUUCUGUCUAGAAAAAAAUUGUAAUUAUGACACUUUUUGCACCAUUAAAUGUCCAUUCAUAGAUUACCGUAUGUCUGUUUGUUAGUGAUGCUUAUAAUUCGUGUCCAUUACGAAAUUUUAUGAGUCCUGCAUGACGUAUUAUUAGCGCAGAGUGGUGUAUGAUUUUCUUUGCGAGGGAAGUGUGCAACGUGUGGUUUGAGAACCCUAAGUUCCAGUGCAACCGGAAGCCGGGUUCAAGAUUAUUAGGAAUUUAAAAAGUUUAAAAAAUUGAAGAAUACCCAUUUUUCAAGUAUAGACAUGCCAGGAGACGAAAUUCUCUACCGAAUGAGUCCAAGGAAGAAUAAUUUUGGCCAUGAUUUUUAUAGAAUACAUUUGUAUUUAUAAUGACAUCGGAUCUCAGUGGAAGAGGAAUUUAUAUUACCUAAGUAGUCAUUUUUACCGCGUGUAAUUUUUGCAGGUGACCGGAAUUCUGGCGUGGCGGAAAUGUCCUGAAGUUAUUCUGUAUGAUAAUUACUGUUAGAACUCCACCUCUUAGGAAUCCUUUCUGAUCGAAAAUACAUUUUAGAGAUUCGGUUAACACUCCGUGAGAAAGGCGAGCUACUGUAAGCUACUAAGGGAUCGACCUUCUGUCCGCAUUUUGCGUUGGUUAGGUAAACCUCAAUUUUGUCAUGAUUUUCCAUCAGACGGUAUCUAACAUGUUUUACGAUUUGGAUGGUGCCUAAUUUUGCCAAAGGAUACCUCGACUAGAAUAAAAAAAACUCCGUAAUCUCGCCUGUAAAGCUUCUAAUGAAUGAGCUAUUGAACGAAUUAGAUUUCAUUGCAGUUGAUCCAGAAACGGGAAGAUUCUAGGAGGUUAACCCUGCUUUUGCCAUUGUUUGAUUUUUAGCUCUUCUUUGAGCACACCUUCCACCCCCCUCCCACCUCCUCCAAACUUCCAGUUAUGUACAAACAUGGUAAAUGUGAUUGGACAUAUCAGGACCGCCAUUUUGACGACUGGCGGCUAAGUGGCUGACGCCUUCUGAUUGGCUACUGCCAAGCAGUUGGUCAGCCAAAAGAUAUGAGGUGUGACGAAAAAUUGCGAAAUCGACCUCGUUCAAUCUUUUAUAUCGUGCAGUGGUGAGACCAGGAAAGCGCCUACCGACUCAUUUUUAACCACAAAAGUUUAAUCGCUGACGUGUGGCCUGUGCCACCCGCCGCCAUGAGGUUUUCGAGAAAAAAAAGUGAUUGGAAGCGAACGGAUAUGCUCAGGGAGGGCCUUUGACCGAUCUACCGAUGAAUAAUAUCUCUGAACUUUCCAUCAUUGACACUCAGGUCAGAAUAAUAUGAAGAUACGAUCGCUGGAACAAGAACCUUAUUGGCCUGUCGUUUCGGAUUCUCCCUCGAAUCCAUCAUCAGAGACAGUCGCAGAAACGGAUAGUAGAGGUAUAAGGAGCGCAGUAUUUAUAGGACGCAGUUGUCCGGCUAAAAAUCGUAAAAAAUACGGAGGGGGCGCGGACGACCAACAGUUCCGGUGACAGUGAUUCAAGUGGCCAAAUAAGCAUCACGCCAUGAAUAAACGAAGAUGGCGAAAUCACAGCCAUUAACGAUCCGGGCACGGGCUAUGCGACAAACACGACUUCUGCUAAUUAUUGUAGGCCUGUUGCCAGGCAACUGCGAUCCUUGGUAGAUGGGCGCUCACCUACCGAUUAGGGAACUCACUCCCCCGCUGUGCCUCUGGAAGGCUGAUCUAGGAUCCCGCCUGCAGUCACAUAGACGCCAGUAGUAUAUGCAGAGACACAUUGUCGACAACUGCAGAAAAAAUUGGAAUGGCCGUCAUCAGCAAGCCAUACCCAACUCCUGAGGCUCGACCACUCCACCUUGCGCCCUUUGUGCUUCAAAUAACCCUCUCUGCGACCGCAUCUGGUGAUUGGCUCCAACACGAAUCCGGAUUGCCGGCCAAUAAGGCUCUUGUUCCAGCGAUUGCGUCUUCUUCUGGACUGCUUCUCAGAACUCUCCUAUUCGCGUCUGUUGACACCGAGGUAAUUUGUGAAACACGCCUCGGAGCCUUCGGUUCAUGAUCUGCUUCGGGAUUAGAUUCAUAGGUAUUAAGACUGUAAAAUCCUGCCGUUUUCUCUCAACGCACUGACGAGAAGUCGAGAAUACUGGUCGAUUCCCGACAAGUUUAUCAAGUGAAGACAGUUUGCCCGACGCCUCAAAACUCACAGCACGAGUAUUAUACAAUUAACCGAACUAUGGGGGGACUUGGAAGAGUCGGCCACCUAGAAAACUGAUAAUCUGAAGUUCCCUAAAAGGCCCUUUCGCUCGACUUCUUACAUCCCUCCAAAGACCGCCGGCCAACGUGGCUGCAGGCCGUUUUUUACUUCUGAAUGCUUACCUCGUCAAUCUCCACCCCCUGCAGGCGGACACGCUGAUGGAGGCAGUGGACAUCUACACGAAGCAGACCUCCGAUCCCUCCGCCCCACCCGACCCCCUGAUGGCAGCCUAUCAGACCUCCGAUCCGGACCGCUUCCUCUUCACCGUCUUCUCCUCCCUUCGUUUACCCGCCAUGGGUGGCGGUCUUGCGGGUCUGGAACACUCCCUCGGCAUGCUGCACUCCGACCACGUCGUCCGCCUACUGCCCUGUCUGGCAGAAUGGUUCAAACGCGGCUGGGAUGUGGAGCUGGUGGGCCGGGCGAUUCGCUACCUCUGCUCCCUCCACGCCGGUCUGGUGACCACUAGCACGGAGCUCUGUGAUUCUCUGACUACCAUUCAGGCCGCCCGGCGGUCUCACCUCUCGGAGACCCGCGUGAGUGCACCUACCUUCGCCUGAUUCUCUCAACCUGCCCAUUGGGUUGACUGAUUUUUGUAAUGUUGGGAGUUUUAGGUUCCGGUAUGCGCGCCAACAUGGGUUUCAAUGGGACGAGCGUGUCCUCUAACCUGAUCGGAGAACGUACUCUCGAUUUUGUAAAUAUUUCCGAUCGCAACCGACAAGACAACUGGCCCGUGGGUCACUGGUAGAAUGUUGAGCUACUUAGUGCUCAGUGACUAAGGUGUCCGCGUUCCAAUCUCGGUUUAUCCGAACCUGGAGUUGGGUAGGGCUGGCUGACGACUACUAAUGAGCUAGCACUGGUCAUCCUUGUCUUUUUCGGUGAUGUUAUUCUGUCUGACUGGCCUUCUUGUGUGCAGAAAACCUAGGCGUUGUUGAGAGGCCUCACACAGACUUAUGACCUUCCUACUUGUACCAAAUUUGCUACUUGGCGGGUAUUUGUGCUUGCAUCACUUUCGAUGUUUGUACAGAGUUAAUACUCGUUUUUUUACAAGCGAUUGACAGAAAAUUAAUUGCUUCUGUCUGCCUUGAGGAAAGUACUCCUACAAAUCCGUCAGCUAGGAGGAAACAACGCUUCGGUUUGAGGCAAUUAGUGAUUUUAGAGCCAUCUAGACGUUAUGCCAACAAAAACUCCUGGGUUAUCUACUGCUAUCCUAAAAGAUACUUCUCAAUAGGAAAGUUCGACAUCGUCCAUUAUGUCACGUCUUAUGUUAGGGUAGUUUUUCAGCCAUCUGUGCCGGCUGAAUCAGGGAGAAAUUAGCCAGUUAAGUAGUACAAACACCUCACACCGAUAUCCGGGGCCUAUUUUUCGUCUAACUGUCUUGCCCCUGUAUAAUAAACGAUCUCAUCUCUACGCAUAGAGGCGCCUUACGGCUUUUCUUUCGAUGCAUGACGCUGCUGCGAAGGCAUGGGCACAUCACUGGGUUCCCCGUCUGACUUGCGAAGUUCAUGGUUGCCUCAGAAGUUCAGCUUAAAAAUAUAGACAUAAACGCGUACUUUAAUACUGCCAGUAGUAUAGCCCCAUGUAAUUUAAAUAGCGCAUCAUCGGGAGGUGGGUGUGAUGAACCCGAUGCGCGUCCAGGUCGCUUUUUAGUUAAUCCGCUUUCGAGGAGAGACCAACAUCAACGUGCUGAGCUUUCCACGCUGAAACCAUUCUGCUUAUUUCAACUAGGUAGGUAUGUUCCAAUAACGUUAGCACAAUUAGGAUUUGGGCUAGGAUUAGUUAAUUUUGGUACAGGAUUUGAUGUUUAAGAUGGGACGUUAAAAUUUUAAGGUUGGGGUUACCGUCAGGGUUUCGAAGUUUGGUUAAGGGUUAGGGUUUCGAGGCUAAGUUUGAGGACUUAGGCUCGGGUUUCAAGGUUACGAUUAGGCUUUCAUGAUCAGCUUUAAAGGUUCAGUUAGCUCACGGUGACACGCGUGAUGGGCCCUAUGCUGACUACUAUGUCACAGACACCGGUAAUGUUAUUCGUUGCGCGGUUAACCAUCUCAGCUCGCGAAGACACGCAUAUUAAUUCGUGUGUUCAUAUGCUGACUAGCAACUUGCAUUUGCUGCUGCAUUUCAUCUUUCCUUGAUUUUUUGGUUUUUGUAUGUCACUUUUCUACACAUUCUGUUUGUGUCUUUUCAUUCAUUGAUCUUUGGUUGUGUACACGUUGUUUUUGGUUUGCAAGUUGCCUGUGAAUAGGCGAAUCAGCCGAUUCCAUUUCUUCUUAUUUUCUUAAAUCACGCACUCGUGUUUUCACCAGCCGUUGGUAUACUUAAGCAAGAUAAUUGUACAGAUGCAACUUUUGGCAUUUCUUCAUGCGCCUCCUUUGGCUCCACCUAUAAACUCCCUUUUCCACCUUUCCCGUAUUACAAGCGUCCUUGCUUCCUGCUCUAUUAGUGCGACUACAUGCGAUAACUCGGCCUAUCAAUUAUCAACUGGCUUGAGUUCACAUCUCACGUGCCGAGCGCGGGGGGUUUGAUUUUAUCUCGCUGUGAUUUUUGCGGUUUGUUGUUGCCAUUUUGCUACACCUGGAUUUUGGUGCUUGUGUGAUCUCUCUUUUUGGCACACUAACCGGAUCCCCUCUUUUCUUCUCUUUCUAGAAGUUAAUUGGGGUCAACUUAGCCGCGUUGGAUUUCUUGCGACAGAAAAUUGAAGAAGAGCAGCCAGUGACCCUGUUUGAGGACGCCGCCUCUCGACGCUCCGCUCGUGUGCAGAAGUUCAAAGCAAGGAUGGCCAAACAAGCUGCAGUCCUGACAAAGUAG
Molecule: messenger RNA, 7302 nt
Organism: Spirometra erinaceieuropaei
Lineage: Eukaryota; Metazoa; Platyhelminthes; Cestoda; Diphyllobothriidea; Diphyllobothriidae
Source: the annotation of a GenBank genome assembly